AUGCACUGCCGUGCUAGCUAGCUGUAGCUUAUGCUUUCAGUACUAGAUUCAUUCUCUGAUCCUUUGAUUGGGUGGACAUGCCAGUUCAUGCUGCAAGAGCUCUGAUAGGUAGGAGAAUGUCCUCUGGAAGUUUUCAUAAUUACUGUGAAAAUCUAUGGAAGGGGGUGAGAACCAUGAGCUUUCUAGGUUUUGUAUUGAAGAGGAGGACGGAAACUAGCUGUCCUCUGGCUACACCAUGGUGCUACCUUAGAGUGCUGUUGAGGCUACUGUAGACCUUCGUUGCAAAACAGUGUUUUAUAAUCAAUUAUUUGGUAAGAUGUGAAUAUACUUAGUGUAGUUUUAUCUUAAAAGGUUAACUUUUUUCAGGUUUUAAUUAUUUUUUUAUUAAAUUCACUGUGGAGGAUGGUCCUCCCCUUCCUCCUGAUGAGCCUCUACUGAUCAGAUGAAAACAUGACUGGUUGUGUUUAUACCACAAUAAAAUGUAAUACAUUUUAAAAGUUAAAUAACAGAUCUUUACGACUACGCCCACAGAGAUCCUAUUGAAUUAACAGAGAUUGUAUAUUUAAUUCUAUGACUAAGCUCGUCCAUACCGGGAAUAAAUUAAAUCUACUUUCACCCCUGCUUAUAUAAGAAUUAUCUGGCCAUGUAAAUUCCUAAUUCGGGCUACAUAGAUAAUACACAUUACAUACAAAACAAAAAUACACACAGAAGCGCAGAGCAGUGUUUCGCCCAGUGAUGUAGUAGAGUGACUAAACCUUGAUUCCCCUGUGCUCGAGUCACGAGUUGCUGUGGCUGAAGUCGGACCAAGACUCGGGCACUGGGACUCAAAGUGCUCAAGUCUGAGUUACUGGGUCCACAUGAACUCAUAAUAAAGUUAUUUACCCAGUCAAAUAUAGUGUAGUGGCAAGAGGAAUUUAGCAACUAGUGUCUUCUAAUCAGCCAAUCCCAUUCCAGCCAUCACUUACCUGCUUCUCUCCAUCUGCUCUUAAUUAUGAAUGCUCAUCUUUUCCUCCAUUUAAAAAAAAAUUGAAUUUAGCUGUGAUGCAGUCCCUGAUCAGUUGUAUGUUGUUACAUUUGUACAUUUGAUACAUUGGAGCAGCUCAGAAAGUGAGCCAUGUUGAUACAUUGUAUAUAAUUUCAUCCUUGGUAUAACCAGUGCAUAGGCCAGUCUGGGUAGGCUUUGCAAGUUCUGUGUCACACAGCAGUGCCAGAGAAGAAAAACAGUUUUGCAACAGGCAUGUGUGCAGGUUUACAGCAAAGAAAACUGUAAAAAUCCAAUAUGUGUUGAGUAGGAAGUGUGAAUAUCAGUGACAGGUUUUUUUUGUGUAGCACGUGCAUAACGUUUAGAAAACGGGAACAAGCAUUGGAGGGGACGGGCGAACAGGACUCUAGGCCACUGAAUUUUUCUGCCGUGGUAUUGCGAUACUUGGCCUGGUAUCGUUUGUAAAAUGUGACAACACUACAGCCUAUAGGGAUGAGGUCAGUGACCUGGAAACCUCUCCCUUGACGUCAGCAAGACAAAGGACCAAAACGCUCCCAUUCUCAUUGACAGGGCUGUAGUGGAGUUUCAAGUUCUUCGGUGUCCACAUCACUAAGGAAGUAUCAUGGUCCACAAACACCAACCCAGUUGUGAAGAUGGCACGACAAUGCCUCUUCUCCCUCAGGAGACUGAAAAGAUUUGGCAUGGGCCCUCAGAUCCUCAAAGUUCUACAGCUGCGCUAUUGAGAGCAUCUUGACUGGCUGCAUCACCGUUUAGUAUGGCAACUGCUUGGCAUCUGACACAGAGGCCCAACUCGGAGGAAAAUCUGUCUCCCUCCAGUAGGUGGCGUUUGAUCAUUUUCGCCCACCAAGCAAUGAGUUUUUAUAGGGAGGUCAAUGAUAGUGUUGAAUUUUGCCAACAAAAAAUGUUAUGCCUUAUUUGCUACGUGAGUUUUCUUUGGUCGAAUAGAAGCUUCGUAAUGCUUAAUGUGUUACGAGUGUAAGUACGACGUGACAUCCCGGCAACUUUGGGGGAAAAAACAUUUUAUAUCGUAAUUGCUUCGAGAUGGCUAUUAUAAAUGUAAUGAGGCUAGUAGCGUAGCUUCUUUCUCCAUUGAAUAUUGGCGGUUGACGUCAACAACCCUCAUCGAAUAUAAAAAAAAAGGAUUACAAUAAUGAGACGUAUCCACCAAUCCAAAGAAAGGAUAGUUGGGAGCUAGACAGCCCUCCGUGCCGCUUUGUGGACAACAACUCCCAUUGUUAGGGCGGAGAGAUGUGUAGUAUCUUGUCAGUAUAUCCAUGAUCGUUGUCUCUUCUCCCCUGUGAUCCGGAAACCGAUAAGUGGUCGAGGAGCGUGUCAAUCACUGACGUAUAAUAAGAACUGGAGACUGUAUCUAAAAUGUCUGACCGUAGUUUUUCCGGUUUAUACAGACUAACAUCACAUGCGCACUAGCACAUAGGGAGCAGCGACGACGUCAUCCCAAAACAUGGCAGACAUUGGGUGAAUAUAAAAUGUUAAUAUCUUUGGCUGUGAGUGAUUAUAUAUUAAAUAUAAUUCAAUUGGUGUUUUGUGCACAAAGGUGAGGACUAAAGUGUUUUAGGAAUUGUCUAAUCGCACUUCUCUAUGUGAUUGCCUAUAGAAAUUGCCUUUAUCUGCCACACCCCCUUUGAAACAGCUAUUGUAUUUUCAGAGGAGAAAAGCAUGCACACAUUUAACAACGAUAUGCUACUUAACCUUUUAUCUAUAAAAUGUCUUGCACAGUUAACUUAAUUUGUUUUGUUUUUUAUCAUAUUACACAUUUAUUUUGGGAUGCACCUGUAAACCUCAUUUGCCUGUUUGAAAUUGCGGAGAAAAAGCCAUUGUCUCAGUCCAGUAGUGUAGUGGAACGAGAUUGCGUGAAGAUGAUGUACGGCGUAGUAAAAUACGUCACGAUGUGAGUGCGGAUUCACAGCUCAGGGCAUUUCGCCCGCUUCCCCUCUGCUCAUGUGUCCCCUCUGCGCGCAUGUGUUCAAAUGUGUUAACCAGAAUUGGGUCUUGGUCAGUUUUUGGAUAGUGUGCAAUAAAUCCCCUGAUUACUUAGCUAUCUUGGCGCAAAGACACAAUGAUAUUAUAACCAGAUUCUUCAUGUACUGCAUUUCCGAUUAUUUACUCAAUGAAAACAAUGUGAUGCAUGGAUCAUAAUACAUCAAUCAAUAAAUAGUAUAUCAAGAAGUUAUGAGAAGUGUUAACUUACAUCCUUGCCAAUUCUAGACAGUGUCAAUAAAUAUAUUGUUGAGCAUUGACAGUAGCUAAACUAACCACCUCUUUCCCCCCAAUCACUCUCUCAGGUGAAGGACAUCUCACUGGAGGCCACAGGAGCUUUGUGAAGCCAGUGGGACACCAUACAUGGAGAGAUGACCAACCAAUCACUGUUGAUGAGGGGAGUGGAACCUCAACCCAGCACGUUAUCGUGAUAGAGUCUGAAGAUGCAGAGGCUGCAGGUCCUGGGGUCAAGCUGGAGGGGUCUGAAGGAGAGGAGGACCCAUGGCACAGCAGAGACAUCCAGACUGGAGCAGCAUCUGGUGCGCCCCAUGUAGCCACGGAGGACCCCACCUCCCCUGCCCAGCCCAGGAUCCGACACUGCAUCACGGAGGUCAGUGGAAUGCCGAACUUCGCCCUCAAGUCAGAGACCAACACCAAGACAUUAACUGAAACACACAGGCUAUUACACACAGGAACUGACCACAGAUCAGACCCAGAGAGACUGGGGCCACUCAGCUGUCCUCCUGCUCCCGGUUCCGAAUACUUACCGGUGUUUCACCAGAGCCAGAAGACGGUUCAUUCCCGUGGAGAUGGUGAUGCGUUAGAGACUGGUGUUGAUGAUCCGUCUUGUUCUUACUCUACAGAGAUGGACUCUGGCAACAUGCCCUUGUGUUUAGAGACACAGAAUGAUCUGUCUAGGGGGGGGUGGAACCGGUACACUAGUAGUGUAUACUCUGAAGGGUGCCUAGAUAAGAAAGGGGAGGUUAUAGUCAUUGAUGAAGUGACUGUGAAAAUGGAGGGCGACAUUUCUCUCACAUGGAAUGCAGAUAGUCACCUAGGUGACGGACACUCACAAGGCAGAGACUUCUUAGAUUACAGGGAAAGUCUAGAGACAAAUCCAAAUGUCGUGACCCACUCCCCUUUACACACACUCAAGGAUCGGGACCCAGGGUCCACAUCAAUGGGGCCUUCCGAUUCACACAGCCUUUUCGGUCAGGUAUUGACCUCAAACGACAGCGCUAGAGCCAAGGCUCGAGAAGGGGGAGCAACAUCAGACAGUAGUAAAGAGAAACGGUUCCUCUGCAUGUUCUGUAACAAAGGCUUCAGCUGCCUCCAGAAGGUGGAGAUUCAUCAGAGGUUCCAUACAGGGGUGAAACCCUUCAGCUGUAACCAGUGUCACAUGUGCUUCGCCCAGGCUGGUGACCUGAAGAGGCACCAGAGGGUCCACACAGGGGAGAAACCCUACAGCUGCCCCCAGUGUGAGAAGAGGUUCUCCCGCCUGGACAAACUGAAGAUGCACCUGAAAGUCCACACGGGAGAGAGGCCGUUCGCCUGUACACACUGCAGGAAGAGGUUCUCAGAGAGGAGCUACCUCAAGAUACACCAGCAGAAAAAACAUUCCACUCUAUAACAUAGAAAGUAACAUUGCACUCCAUAGCUUCUGAGGUUUAGAUCAAAUAUUGAAUUAAAGAGAAAUAUGAAAUUGUAUUGUCAGCAGAAAAGAUCCACAGAUGAAUUUGGAAUAACGAGAGUAACAGAUUUCAUUGUUGAAUAUUCCUGGGUAGAAUAUUGCAUCCAGACAUUGUGUGAUAUAUAAGGCGCAUAUAUAUAUAUAUAUAUAUAUAUAUAUAUAUAUAAAUAUAUAUAUAUAAACCUAAAAAGUCUGAUACAUAGUGUUUGUACUGUGUAGGAUAUAUGUUCACAAAUGCCUAUUUGAUUACUUCCAUUAAACUAUUUAAUUUUUUAAAGUUCAUGCAUAUUUUUAGUUGAGAUGUGUAUGUGUGGUUUUCAUAUGGUGUAUUUAACACUUGUUUAUGUUUAAUAAACACAAAAUGGGACUUUUCA
Oncorhynchus mykiss (rainbow trout) is the source of this 5065-nucleotide messenger RNA. RefSeq lists its product as uncharacterized. Lineage: Eukaryota; Metazoa; Chordata; Actinopteri; Salmoniformes; Salmonidae. Gene Ontology annotation, biological process: regulation of gene expression. The record is from RefSeq and is a predicted model, not a curated record. Gene Ontology annotation, cellular component: nucleus.